GAUCUUCUAACUUUAGGUCAUUCUCUAAAGCAUCCUUUACCUCUAUUGUAUUUAACGGUACAAUAAACAACAAAUUUCUGUUCCUUCGAUUCGCGAAAGAUCCCCCAGCAGCCCCUCCCUCCAAUGCAACAGUAGGCGCUAGUACCCAGGACUCGUCUUCUUUGUUCUUGGCGGGAAGGUUACAAAGUGGAACAAAGCAAGCCAGGAGUGACGAUAUCUAUGGCGGACGUGAACAAAUUCUUCAUUCUGUCGCUUCGAAACGACUCAAUAAGAACAAAAUAGUCGACGCUGCAGACAUGAUUGGAACAAAAGCCAUGAAAGAGCUAUCAACCCUCAAACGAGAGCUGAAAUGCUGGGAAAACAUGUUUGAACGAACACAUGGCCGUAAACCCAACAAGGAUGACAUAAACAGUGGUCCAGAUGAAAUAAAAGAAUCCUAUAAGAGAUACAAAGUACUGAAAGAGUCAACAUCCAGGGUAGAGACAGAAGGAUGCAAACAGGAAGACAAUGAUGAAGUUUUUGGCAAGACUUUGAAUAAGAAAGUUGCAGAUGUAAAACUUUCAUCUUUACCUUUUCGUGCAAACUAUUGGGCUGAUAUCACACCCAUAAGAUUGUGCCAUGGGCAGAGGCCCAAGAAAAGAGAUGAUGUACCUGCAAAGAAGGAUGAUGUUGAUAAGAAUGUCGCAGGAAUCAACCCAGGUGGAAAUACUGAAAACGAGCCAGCCUUAAGUAUCGAUAAUAACUUUCAAGAUAUUAAAAUAGUUGAUACGUCUGAACACAAAAUGACAUCUUCUACCAGGAAUAGAAUUAGUUCAAGUUUACCACUCUCUGGUCAUCAAUCAAGAAAUGUUCGAAUCAAGAAAAGGGGAACAAUUUCAUCAGCCUGGCUUGAAAAGUAUAAACCCAAGUUAGAUACAGACCAUUGUGUGUCGCAUUCGAAUAGUUUAAGAGAGAGUAAAUCUGAAUCAGAAAACAUUCACUUUGAUGAGGAAAUGUCCACUAGUGAGGAAAAGAACUCAGACAGAGAAAAUACAUGUAAUACUUUGUGGACAAGUAGACAGAGUGAAAUUUCUUGUUCAAUUGAGAAAUAUAAAGAAACGUCUCAGAAUUCCUUUAAUGUUGUGGAAAAGAAUACAAAAAAGAAGAGCCCUGAAAUUAAAUCAAACGUAAAUAAUCUGAAAAGUGCUGUGGAUGGAAGUUGUAAAAGAGAUCACGAAACUGUUGUAACAUACAAAUGCAAAGAAAGAGAGGAUGAGAAAUACACAAAUGAAGAACUUCAUCUGCAGGUCAGUGAUGCAGAUGAGUCAUCAAGAAAAAGCUGUGCAAGUGGCUCAGAUUUUGUUUCUCUGUCAAACCCUAUCAUGUCCAACGCAUUAGGAGAAGAUGCAGAAUCUGCUUCUAUUGAAGACUCUAGGAAUUCUCCUCUAGAAGUCACAAGAAAUAAAAGAAAAGCUGGAAGAGACACCAUGGAACUGGAGAAGCCUUGCAAGAAGUUGCGAUGUGAAAGUGAUAUCGAUGAGGAGAUCUGUGAAGAAAGCAAAGAAGAGAACAAUGGAGAUGAAGAGGAUCUACCCCAAAAGGCUUCUAAACAAGAGACCCUUCAUAAAAGUAGCAAAGCAAAAGCAUCAUCAGGCCUUGUCAGUGACAAUUUUCAGAGACUUAACAUGAAGCACCGUUCUUAUCGCCGGCGUGGUGGUGGUAUCAGUGGAUCUGCACACAAGAGGAAGGCUUGGAAACAGAUCAUGAAAUCACGUGGUGAAUUUGUUCCGCAGAAAAGUUGGAGUGGCAGAGGAAGGGGUGGUGGAAGAGGAGGGGCAUCUGGGGCUUGUUAUAAGUGUGGACAAGAAGGUCACUGGGCUAAGAACUGUAGAGGAGCUAAACGAAACAACAACAGUUUGGGCAGCAAUUUGAAACGUUGUGAACAAGAAACAGAUGAUGUUGAGAUGGAGGAGUUUGAACCACUCCCUACAUUAGAGGAAGCUGCAUUGAUGGCUGCAGGAGUGCAACAGGAUGACUCCUCACAAAAUGAGGAACUUGUGAUUCUACCACACCAGCUUCCUAGGCCUGUGUACACACCACCCAGCCCUCCCCCAGCAGUCAAGCCUUUUUAUCAGCCAGAGAAUGGAAAGCCCAUUGACAUUACAAAAGAAGUGUUGUCUUCUCUAGAGAAGUUAGGAUUUUCAUCAUUCCGACCAGGGCAACAGGAAGCUGUAAUGAGAAUCCUUUGUGGUAAGUGUAGGUGAAGUCUGCAUCUGAGCCAAUUAGCCCAUCAGGUCAGCACUUAUCUCCAGUUUCUGUUGCGUGAAGUGCCUAGAAUUAUUUCUUCUCCUUCCUGGAUGGGAUGCUAGUCCAUUCCAGCAUUGAAUCCUGCAGUACCCAUUUAUACACCUGGGUGGAGAGGAGUGCUCUAGGAGUAAAGUGUCUUGCCGAAGAACACAACGCAAUGACCCAGCCAGGGCUCUAAUUUGGACCGUUCGAUCUGGAGGCAAGCGCACUAGUGGCAUGGCAUGGACUAGUGACUUGACUAAAUGUAAAAGCUAAAGGUGUGGACUCGUGACAAGUCUUCUGUGACCCACAGAGCACUUAUAACUGACAAAUUAUUGACGACUAUUUAAUGACUCAAAUGGCCAGGAUUAUGUAUUUAAUGCAGUGCUAGGCCCAGGUUACAAUUUACAUGUGCCUUGGUCAGCUAUGACGUCUUUUGCAAAGCUU
Orbicella faveolata is the source of this 2712-nucleotide messenger RNA. RefSeq names its product ATP-dependent DNA helicase Q4-like. Gene Ontology annotation, molecular function: nucleic acid binding; ATP binding; four-way junction helicase activity. The record is from RefSeq and is a predicted model, not a curated record. Gene Ontology annotation, cellular component: cytoplasm; chromosome; nucleus. Gene Ontology annotation, biological process: double-strand break repair via homologous recombination; DNA replication. NCBI's taxonomy places the organism in Eukaryota, Metazoa, Cnidaria, Anthozoa, Scleractinia, Merulinidae.